AUGUAAGAUGAUUAUGAGGAUGGAGAAGGUAACUUCUAGGAUGAUUAGAACGACGAAGAAUAUGAUCAAUUUAAUUAAAUCGAUUAGAUGGAUCAGAAUUAGUUUGAUAGUUCUUCGAGAGACAAAAAUCAGUAGGACAAGAAUUAUGGAAAUUAUGCUGCUGAUCAAUAGAAACAAAUCGAAGAUAAAAUUUCAGAGGAUCUAGAAGAAAAACUCAAAAUGCUUGAUGAGUAUUCCAAAGACAAAAGUGAAGAACAAAUUUUGAAUAUAAGAAUGCAUUAAUUGGCAUUAGCAAAGAUACUUGUAUUCACUCAUGGUAAAGGACAAUUCAAAUUAGUUAAAGCACAUACCAACAUAGGUGAAGCAUAUCUUAAUUAUAAGUGUUAUGAAUAAGCUAUUGAUCAUCUAACAUUGGCAUUAAAAAAGAAUGCCAAAUUAUUUAAUGAAGAAUAAGAAAGUAAGAGUUAUAAUGCAAUCAUUCUCACCUUACUUGGAAAAUGUUAUUUAGAAAUCAAUAGUUAUGAAGAAUCUCUAGACUUAUUAAAAAAAGCUUAUGAAACUCAAUGUCAAAUCUAUGGAGAUGAAACUGAACACUCAAUCCAAACCUUAACUUUGAUGUCUAAUUGUCACACAAAAAUGAAAGACUUCGAUGCAAGUGAAGAUUGUAUUACCAAAGUCUUUGCUAUCACUGAAGCCAAAUAUGGAUACAAAUCAGAACAAAGUGCAAUAUCAUAUAUUGAAAAGUCAAAAAUCUAUGCAUGCUAAGAAAAUUGGAAAGAUGCCAUUCAAUGUUUGUCAAGUGCUAUUGACAUGCUCAUAGAAAUUAACUAUCAGAAGACUGAAUAUGUUGCUGAAUUAUACCAAUAAUUAUCCACUUAUUACGAAAAGAUCGAACAAAUAGAUGAAUAAAUUGCUUGUCUAUCAAAGGUGAAAUAAAUAUACAUCGAAUUGUACACUACGCAAGAUAAAAAGGUUAUCAAAAUCAAACGACAAAUAGCAAUAAUUUAGUUAAAAUAAGAAAAACAUCAGGAUGCCUUGGCUGAACUCAAAGAAACUGAAGAUUUAGAAGUCAAAGUUUAUGGUGAAGGAAGUGUGUAAGUUGCUAAAACCCAAAAAAUUAUUGGAAGCAUCCUAUUAUUACUUCAAGAAUUUAGAGAUGCCCUGAAUUACUUCUAGAAAAGCUUAAAGACAUUUGAGGAGAAUGGUAUGAAGAAAGCAGUGGCUGAAGUUAAGCAAAAGAUCAAACGUGCUAAGGAAAUGAAGGAGAAAGGCAAAACACAGUUUAAUCUUAAAGACAGAUAGAAUAUUAUGCAAGAAUAUUGAUAAAAUAUAAUUAUUAUAACACAUUUCUAUCCAAUUCUAUAAUA
Molecule: messenger RNA, 1367 nt
Organism: Paramecium tetraurelia
Lineage: Eukaryota; Ciliophora; Oligohymenophorea; Peniculida; Parameciidae
Exons: 5
Molecular function (GO): protein binding
Source: RefSeq, a predicted model, not a curated record